Molecule: messenger RNA, 1375 nt
Organism: Lucilia sericata (common green bottle fly)
Lineage: Eukaryota; Metazoa; Arthropoda; Insecta; Diptera; Calliphoridae
Product: translation initiation factor IF-2-like
Exons: 2
Coding region: 144-1313 (389 amino acids)
Source: RefSeq, a predicted model, not a curated record
GGCCGGUAUUAAGUCAGUUCACUACCAAGCCUUACAACUUGGUGGAGUGUAAAGCAAAACAAUUUAAACAACUGAUCGUUUGGAAUCAAAAACGAUUUUGAUUUGGCUUUCAACACAGAAUAUAACAGAAGAUUUUAAUAGUCAUGGCUGCAUCAAAGCCCACUUUAAUCUUUGUUUGUUUAGUAGCAGUUUUGCUGCAAUCAACAGGUUAUGUCAACGCCGUAUAUCCAUUGUUUGAUAAAUUUGCUGCUUUAGCGGCAAUUAAAAAUCCUACCACAACUUUACCACCUGAAACUGAUCCUACCACAACGAUUACCGUACCAACUGGUGAACCUACACCGCCCGAAACACCAACAACAGAUUUACCUGAAACACCUCCUACAACAGAUCCCACAACUGAUACUGAAGAUCCACCACCAACUACUGAUACCGAAGAACCACCCACUGAUACUGAAGAACCACCCACUGAUACCGAAGAACCACCUACUGAUACUGAAGAGCCUACAGAUACUGAAGAACCCACCCCACCAGAAGAUGAGGAUCCGGAUGAAAAAGAACCUGAUGAAGAUGAACCUGAUGAUAAAGAACCUGAUGAAAAAGAACCUGAUGAAGAUGAACCUGAUGAAAAAGAACCUGAUGGUGAAGGAGACGGCCCUGAUGAUGAAGGAGACGGCCCUGAUGGUGAAGGUGACGGCCCUGAUGGUGAAGGUGACGGCCCUGAGGAAAGAUCUAUCUCUUAUUUCAAUAAAGACGAUGAAGACGAUAUUAUCGAAAAUGAAAUUCUUAAAUCGGAAAGCUCUGAUAUUGCUGAAGGACGUGCUUACCGUUCCAGUUCAUCUAGAUGGCGUAGUAGACAAAGACGUUUGCGUGCCCAACGUGACAGACUUAACCGUCAACUUAAACGUCAAAGAAGAAAUUACCAAAGACUAAUUCGCAAUCAACGCCGCAGGCAAAGAUAUCAACAACUGAGAAGACGUAACCAACAACGCAGACAACGCAACCGACGUAAACAACGUGUUCAAAAUAACCGCCGUAGGACUCAAACAAAACAACGCAACCGUCGUCGUUUGGAGCAAUGGAGAAAACAACAACAGCGACGUCGCCGCAGAGCUAACCAAAUUGCCAGACGCCGCAACGAACGUAGACGUCUUAAUCGCUUGAGAAACCGUAUCAUGAGGAAAAUUCGCCAACGUCGCCGCCAACAAUUGAGAAGACAAAGACGCAACAAGAGACCAAAACAAAUCCGCAUCAGGCGUUCCCGCCGCGGCCAACGUCGUCGUGUCGUACGCAGAAAUCGUCGUCGUCAAUAUUGAAAAGGAUAAUGCCCACCGAUAAAUGGAUAAAUAAAAAUUAAAACUUAUAUUACAAAAAAAAA